Molecule: messenger RNA, 669 nt
Organism: Mustela erminea (ermine)
Lineage: Eukaryota; Metazoa; Chordata; Mammalia; Carnivora; Mustelidae
Product: basic proline-rich protein-like
Exons: 1
Coding region: 1-669 (222 amino acids)
Source: RefSeq, a predicted model, not a curated record
AUGCUAUCAGAGGGUGGGGGCUUAACGGUCUCACCAGGGCGUCCUUUGGCCCCGUUCGUCCCUCCUGGACCUUCCCAAGGCCCAGCUGGCGGGGGAACUGGGGGUCGCCUCGGCUCCGCCUCCAGGACCCAGAACGCCACCGAAAGGCGGAGGGUGGGUGGGCGUCCCCUGGAGCGGAACGAGCCGGUAAGAAAUCGGCUUCCGGGCACCUCUCUAGUCCCAGCACCUGGAAAGCAAAGUGGGGCCGGACCCGGGGCCGCCCGGAAGCCCGCACGCACUUGGGCCCCCCACUCCCGCCCACCUGGAGACCGAGACGCACCCGCACCGACCGGGCGGCGGGGCCAGGAGGGAGGGGAGACAGGCAGCCGCCGCUGGGAGCGCCGGGCAGGAGCCGCCGCCUCGCCCCCAGGGAUGCCCGGCUAUGGCAACCCCCACGCCACGUUCGCGUGGGGCCGCCGCGUUUCCCUCCUUCGGUUUGAACUGCCCGCCUUGAGUAACCGCUACGCGCCGCCCCGCCCCGCGCCGCCCCUUCCUCCGCCUCCGCGGCGCCCCCCGCCGGCCGCCCCGCGACCCGCAGGCCGAGGCCCGGUCCCCGCUUCCCUGGAGGAGGUCUCGUCCUCCCUUUUCCCACCCUUCCACCCCUACCCAAAGCUCAGCCGGGCUUUCUAA